This is a messenger RNA of Miscanthus lutarioriparius, 441 nucleotides long. The record is from the annotation of a GenBank genome assembly. NCBI's taxonomy places the organism in Eukaryota, Viridiplantae, Streptophyta, Magnoliopsida, Poales, Poaceae.
AUGAGCAGUGGUAGGAUUGAUCUAGGCCCCGAUAGCAAGAGGAGAACAAACAGAAGAGGAAGACAGCCCAGUGAUCUCUCUCUCAAACCUGUUGCAAAGAUAUCUACAUAUGCUAUUGAUUCUACCAGCAGUGACAUGGCCCCUGAAGCAAUGUCCAAUUUAGCACCAUUGCAACUUGAGGCACGGAGCGCCUUCCAUCCCAGUAGGUCUGCAUCUUCUGUUAAUGUUGGUGGGUCAUCUCCAGAUAGCAGCUUGGAUUCGCCUGACCUGCAUCUGUACCGAGUCUCGGCUGUCUCCUCGUCUGGAGCUGAAGACUUGCAACUGACAGCUCUAACUGCUCCAGGAAGCACCCACAGCAAGGGAUUCAACUGUCGCGAUCGACCAGCGAUGGGUAUGAAGCAUCAGGGGGUGAAGACAGUGACCGCAUUCCGUCACGGAUAG